Messenger RNA from Penaeus vannamei (Pacific white shrimp), 2169 nucleotides. RefSeq lists its product as uncharacterized. NCBI's taxonomy places the organism in Eukaryota, Metazoa, Arthropoda, Malacostraca, Decapoda, Penaeidae. The record is from RefSeq and is a predicted model, not a curated record.
AAUUUGGAUGCCCCAAGGGAGACACUCAGCCAUCUUGUCAAGAUGAGUUGAUAAGAAACACAUCAGGAAAAAGUGUGAAGAGCGAAGUGUCCAGCAUGACUUCCGGACACACUCAGGGAUCCGGGCCGAGUCUCAGCCGCGACUCACUCGUGGUGGUGACGCACGCCUCGUCGGGCCACCAGGCGUGUCUCCUCUCCGACCGCGACUCGCCGUCAGACUACCUCUUCGACUGCGAGUGCUGCUGCGACCCGCCCUGCCCUGCGAGCUGCCCCUGCGAGUACCCGACGAGGAGGCGGACGACAGCGAGUACACGGGGCAUGGCUUCGAGGACUCCAGGGACAGCACCGAGGACCUGCCCCGAAGUCUGUCCAUGCCCUUGAAGGAGCAGGCGCAGAUGCAGAAGGCCGGGGAGGAGGCCUGCGAGCCCAACAGCAACAACAACAGCGUGAGGGCCAAGACCAGCCCGCGACCCGCCAGCAACCCCGUCGCCUUCAGUCCGUAUGACCUCACGUUGCCCAGACCACCCAGGAGAGACCCGAGCGUGGACUUCGAGGGCGGCGUGAGGACUCUGGAGGGCGUGUACCUCCCCCUCGGCCCAGACCUCCACAUGGACGACCAGAGCGCCUCGUCCAGCGCGCUGGACACGGUGUCUCCGCUGGGCCGCACGAGGGAAGCGGAUGCCUCGGCCAUGGACGAGGCCUUCAGGACCCGCUCCUUGCCAGCCUGGGUCAGGAACAAGACGCGACCGCUCACGACCUUGGACGACCUGAACACGAUCUAUGAGAAGCCGCACUGGAGCAAACGCCGACGCAACCGCAUGCGGAGCGACGCAGCGGCCGUGAUCGCCCUCAGCAAGUCCCGGGGCCGCCUGCUGUCGCCGAGCCCGCAGGUGACGGCCCAGACGAGCACGAGCGUGGCCGCGCAGCCCGACACGGCGGCGCUGGUGGAGAACGAGGCGGUGAUCGUGUACGACGAGCGGACGGCCCUGUGAAGGCGCCGCCGGCGGUCUGCUCGGGUCGCGCGUACCUGAAGGGCUGUUAGUUCAUGCGAUCUGCAGCGAAGAGUCACUGGAGGAUAUUUGUUCAGCUGAGUGCCACGUGAAUCUCCCGGUUGCCAUCUGGAGUAAUUUAGGAUAUAAGGAAACGUCCCCGAGAGGUCAGCCUCGGCGGGAAGGCGAGCGACAGGUGUGCGAGACGCGCACUUGUCCCAGGUCGGCCUCGGAGCCAAAUAGACGUAGCACUAAUUACCUGAGAUGUGGCACCAUCUAUGUGUAUGGCUGUGUGUGUAAGAGUGAGUGUUGAUCUCCGUGCAUCAUGUCAGACUGCAGUGCAAGUUUUCCUGGCCGAUAAAUUAGUACCAGAUGUAUUUCGAUCCUCGCACCAGGAAGUCUAGCUCAAAUGACUGCACUUUUGGCACUGUGAAUACUUCGAUGUCUCGCUCCAUGUGGCAACUUGUAUUGCAAAAUCAGCUGUUUUGGUGAGAUCUGAAGACUCGGUUGUUUAAAGGAUAAAUAACUUCAAUCUGUACACAGAUUGCUGUCAGAUCAGAAUGAAUUAACAACGUGAAUAAUGUACAACACAAAACCUUGAUUUGUCGUGACAUUUGAAUAACAUUAUAUAUCGGGUGUGUUUUCACAUUUUAAUCUUCCUCGGAGCGCAGUGUCAAUCCGAGGGAACUUGUAUAAAUAAUGUAAUAUAUGCCUAUUGAACACAGACAACACAGUAACUAGCCGUGUAAAAUAAAAGCCGUUUACAGUAGAUUUUGUACAUCAAAUUUUUACUAAACAUACAACCCAUACCUCAUCCCCGGGCGUGCGAUGACGUGAAGUGAGGCCCUGAAUGCUGCUCUCUUCCCAGCUGGACACGAGACUGCCAUGGCUUCGCAGUGAGGUGAGGCUGGACUCGGUCUGCUCUCGACUUCACAUGCGGAGACGCGUGUGAAUACAUCAUCCAGACUCAUGCUAGGAUUAUGCUGUAGGUUAAUUUUUUUCUUUCCCAGAGACCAUAUAACCCGAAGACAUACAAAGUUAUCAACUUUAAACUGUAAUUACUCUUAUAUUUUUUUUCUACUAUUAUGAUAAAUAAUAAACCCAUUUUUAAUCUCAUAUUAAAGCAUAUAUAUAUAUAUAUCCGGAUAUUUAUAUAUAUCUUCGACAUUAAACUCCCCGCC